Molecule: messenger RNA, 1964 nt
Organism: Saccostrea cuccullata (small rock oyster)
Lineage: Eukaryota; Metazoa; Mollusca; Bivalvia; Ostreida; Ostreidae
Exons: 10
Coding region: 165-1766 (533 amino acids)
Cellular component (GO): plasma membrane
Molecular function (GO): hydrolase activity
Source: RefSeq, a predicted model, not a curated record
GUUUUCUAUUCAAACUCCUGAGACGUGCAAUGUCCUAAGAGGUUACUGUUAGAUGGACAUUAAUUCCCACUUUUUCUCGAUCAGCUGUUCGGAGUGACCUCUUUCAUUAUUACCUUUAAAUAUAUUCCCAUGAUUCACGAGAGAGAAAGUUUCAUACAAAGGAGAUGGUUAUCCGUAUUUAUAUCAUCAUUAGUAUGGCGAUUCUCUUAUGGACAGACAGGACAUGCGCUAAGACGAUUCAAUAUUGUGUAAUGCUUGAUGCUGGAAGUUCUGGUACAACAGUUAUAGUGUAUUCAUGGCCCGAGCGCAGAACUACUUCAUCAAUAUUCAACAUUACUGAAGAAUUCUCCCAAAAAAUAAAACCAGCAUUAAGUUCAUUUGAGGAUGACUUAAAUUCAGUUCCGCAAUAUAUCCGAAAUAUAACCUCAAUUGCGGAAUCAAACAUUCCUUUCUAUGCUCAGAACAAGAGUCAUAUUUACCUCUUUGCAACUGCAGGUCUUCGAUUUUUAAAAGAAGAAAAAGCCAGGAAUUUAAUGAGCUCCGUGCGAAGUGUUUUGUCUGAUAAAAGAAACCACAAAUUCAAAUACAGCGAAAGAAGCGUCCGAAUUAUCUCUGGCGAAGAGGAAGGUGUGUUCGCUUGGAUUACUGCAAACUAUCAUAAUGGAUUUCUCGCCUCUAAUCAAUCCCUGUCCAAAGGUGUUGGUGUGCUAGAAAUGGGGGGCGGAUCCACACAAAUCACCUUUCUCCCAGACGGACCUCUCUUAGCUCACAUGUUUACACUCCGAAUAGCGGGACGAAUCUACAAUCUCUACUCACACAGUUAUCUAAAUUUUGGGAUGAAUUAUAUUCAUCGAAGGAUUGACGAGUAUCUAAUCGAACACAACCCGCGGGAGACGGAUAUUCAUAAUCCGUGUACAUUGAUAAAUGACAGUUACACAUACGACGCCGGAGACAAAACAGUAACAUUCCGGGGAUCUGGCUCUCCUACGGAAUGUUUCAGUAUUUUAUCAAAGUUUCUUAAGGAGGCUCACGACACUUGUUACCCAAAGCCAUGCGCAAUAGGUUCUAUCUAUCAACCAUCUGUGGGUUCCGACAAAUUCUACGCCAUCGCUGUUUAUGCCUACGUCACUACUGAUCUCAAUGCUACAGACUCUUCUGGAAGACUUGAUAUCGAUAAACUAAACAAAACUGCGCAUAUAUAUUGUACCAAGACCAUAGAUUAUGCAGUGUCCGUGUAUAAGAUACGUAGAGAGUUCGCCUCACGUCGGUGCAUGAUGGGGCUGUACAUUACAGAGUUACUGACCUUUUCUUAUGGAUUUCCGGUCAACACCGACAGAAUUUACUCGACAUUGAAGAUCAAAGGGAAAUCAUUAGACUGGACUUUUGGAGCAGCGCUGUAUGAGAAUGAACUAAUGGCAGAAAAUUAUCCUUGUCCUCCCAUUUCAUCCUCCAUUAGUGCAGGUGUAUCACAAGUCAAACUCAAGGUCACAAGAGACUAUUUGAACAGACAGCUAAUGGGUCAGGAAGUGAGACCCAAAUCAAAUAGAGGCAGUAGAUCUUCAACACCAGGUCUAAAACUCCCUCCAAUCUACCCCUCACUGCGCCCAAAGGGGUUCCCAGUCACCACUUCACAACAGAUUGGCUGGAAGUCUGCCAGGAAAGAAUGUCAGCUGGAAAUCUAUGGGCGCUAUGGCCCAGGGCCCAAGUCCAGGGGCCAGAAUGGAAUUCUGAAACUGUUGAAGUGGCCCCAGGAAGGCUCUCCUUAAUUUAAAUUCCAUUUCGAAUAUUUAUAAAAUUUUUAUGAAAAGAUUUUUUUGUCCAUACUUCCUGGUUUGUUUACAUGUAUUUAGAAUAUUUUAUCAAAAUAAUCAGAUUGUACAAUAAGAGGAAUGUGAUUGAAAUAGCAAUUUGUGAUAUGUAACAAUGUUAUUAAUCAUGCAAUAAAAGUUGAUCAGUCACCAGCA